Molecule: messenger RNA, 771 nt
Organism: Lottia gigantea (owl limpet)
Lineage: Eukaryota; Metazoa; Mollusca; Gastropoda; Lottiidae
Exons: 3
Coding region: 1-771 (256 amino acids)
Source: RefSeq, a predicted model, not a curated record
AUGAGGAAAAAAGCUGCAUUGUUUAAGGGUGUUAAAUGUAAAGUUAAAGUUAAAUUUACUGAUAAUUUAGUUAUUAAUCCCAGAUCUGAAUGUAUUCUACAAGGUAAAUUAAGUCGUAGCAUUCCUAUUGGAACUCAAGGUGUCUGUGAAUCACACAUUGCAUUGUUAUCUAAGGGAUUAUUUCUUGCUAAAGCUAUUGUUGCCUGUGAUUUAGAACAUAUUAUACCGAUCAAGAUAUUGAACCCUGGCAAUGAAACUAUUUUGGUGCAGAAAAAGUCAAUAAUAGCCACUUAUCGAAUUCUCGAUAAUUCUUUUGAUAUUUUAUCUUGUUUUCAUGUUCAGCCUAAAGCUAAGUCUGUUAUUAAUUCUAUUGAAGAAGAUGCUUUGUCGAGAAUGGAUGUUUUUCCUGAACAGCUAUCUUCAAGUCCAACUGAAGACGACCCAUUCUUCGAAUAUGUACAAGAAAAACCUACUCAGGUUAGAUUCAUCAGCAAUGGAAAAAUUGAAAAAGUUUUCCCAGCCACUCCUUCAGUAUUAGAUGAUCAACUCUAUGAUGGUGACACAGAAGACAUUUAUGAUGAUCAAACACAGACUUCAAAACAUUUUAAACGUGUUACCGAACGUGAAAUUAAACAAUCCUGUGGGAUAAAACAAACUUUAGCUACUAACAUUGAAAAAAAUUGUAAUGGCAUGUUGCUUUCAUUUACCCAUAUAGUGAUAUUACAACUUCACUGGAGACUUCAUCUAGUCGUAAACCGUCUAUACAUCUAG